AUAGGAUCUAUUUCUGUAAAUGCACUAGGGUUAUCACUCCACUUCGGCUAGCUCUGUCUCUCUCCCUCCCUCUCUCUCUUUAUCUUACACUGUCACCCACUUAGACAAAAUCAUGGCUGACAGAAACAGCCGGUUCAGUGUUAAGAAGAAAGAGAAGAAGGUGGAAAACAAAACAAAUGAUGAGAAGGACAGAGAAAAAGAAAAGGGGAAGGAAAAAAAUGUGAAGAAGCCGGACAAACCUGUGAAGAAGCCAGAGAAGACCCCCGAGCAGCCCAAGACGGAUGAAGAGAAGAGGAAUGGGGAAAGUGGAGGGGCAACAGGCGUGGAGGCAGCAAACAGUGAAGAAAAUGGACAGUUUCAGCCCAUAGAGCUGCCACCGUUUGAGAUUGUUACAGGGGAACAGAUGAGCCCAUUUUACUUCAAGUUUCAGUUCAGGAACGUGGAGUACUCAUCAGGGAGGAACAAAACCCUACUGUGUUUCAGAGUGGAUACAGCAGGAGGCAGCUCAGAGCCUCUGAAAGGUUAUAUGGAGGAUGAACAUGCCACAGCUCAUGCUGAAGAGGCCUUCUUUCAACAGGUGCUUCCUAACUCUUCCCAGGAGUAUGAUGUCACAUGGUAUGUAUCAUCCAGUCCCUGUGCGCCUUGUGCAGCCAAGCUGGCCAGCAUCCUGCAGCAGCGCAAAAAGCUCCGUCUCUGCAUAUUCUGCUCCCGUCUCUUUGAUUGGGAGCAGCCGGAGAUAGUUGAAGGACUCCGGGCUCUGGUGAGUGCCGGUUGCAAACUGCGGAUGAUGAAGCCAUCUGACUUCCUGCAUAUCUGGGAGACGUAUGUGGAGAAGGAGGACCAGAGCUUUACACCCUGGGAGGACUGUCAGGAGAACUACGAGUACUAUGUGGAGAAACUGGCUGAUAUCCUCAAGUAAAUGUGAGUCAUGCUACAGGCAGACAAGAUCGUCACACUGACUGAACCACAAAUCAGCCUACUUGAGAAAUCACCACCAGUUGAACAUUUGUUUCUUGCAGUCACAGCUGAUGGUGCAUAUCAGUAUUAGUUUUAAUGAACACUCAUGGCAAGAUUUUGUGUUUUUUAUUUGAUCAUUUCAUAGGGAGACACAAAAUGCUUGAAUUCCCAGAUAAAUAUAGCAUAAAGUAUCCAACUAGUCACUUUAGAAGAAAAAAAGCAAUAACAUUCAUUGCUGAAUCAUUUAUAAUAUUAAAUAAUCUUUGGAAGAGA
Molecule: messenger RNA, 1230 nt
Organism: Xiphias gladius (swordfish)
Lineage: Eukaryota; Metazoa; Chordata; Actinopteri; Istiophoriformes; Xiphiidae
Gene: apobec2b
Product: apolipoprotein B mRNA editing enzyme, catalytic polypeptide-like 2b
Exons: 4
Coding region: 113-919 (268 amino acids)
Biological process (GO): cytidine to uridine editing
Cellular component (GO): nucleus; cytoplasm
Molecular function (GO): cytidine deaminase activity; RNA binding
Source: RefSeq, a predicted model, not a curated record